Molecule: messenger RNA, 465 nt
Organism: Camellia sinensis
Lineage: Eukaryota; Viridiplantae; Streptophyta; Magnoliopsida; Ericales; Theaceae
Source: RefSeq, a predicted model, not a curated record
AUAGUUUUCUCAUAUCUAUUGUUUCUGAUAUUGGUAACUGGAUUGGAUUCUCAUUCAUGCUUUUGCCUUCUCAUUUAUAAUGUUUCUCAUCUCUAAUGCUUUUGUUUUUGUCUUCUCUCUGUGCUUGUUCUACUUUGUUUGGUUUUUAUUUUUUUGAUAGGAUAUAUCUGUGGGAGAGGAAAAUGUGGAGGAUGAUGAUGGGGUAUUUGGCCAUGAAGACUGAUCCGGCCACGGCCGAAUUGAUCAAUUCCGACAUCAAUGAGCUCAAGAUCGCUGCUAGUGGGAUUAAUUCCAUUCUUGGAAAGAGGAAGUGGGGAUAUAUUGGAAGAAAGGAAGAAACCCUUUGUCUUUUGAGCAAUCAGUAUUGUGAUAAUGGCAAAGAUGAGAGGUGUUUGACGAAUUUCCAAUUCAGAACAGUGACAAAUCGAGUAUACUUUAGAGAUAGUGACUAAGGAAGCUUCAGCC